AUGGAAAGCAUACACUAUUGCCUUGUUCUCAUUCUCUUCAUCUGCUUUCUUAAAAGGGUCUUGUUUCAUCAGAAGCAAAAUUUACCUCCUAGUCCACGUGCUCUUCCAGUUCUUGGCCACCUCCACCUCAUCCGCAAGCCACUUCCCCUGGCACUAGAGACUCUCCUUUCACAGUAUGGUCCAAUUCUAUCCCUAAAAUUUGGUUCCCGGUCUGUUCUUGUAGUUUCUUCACCAUCUGCAGUUGAAGAAUGCUUAAACAAGAAUGAUGUAAUAUUUGCAAACCGACCCCCUUCCAUGGCUGGGGAUCAUUUAACCUACAACUAUACUUCCUUUGUUUCGGCACCUUAUGGUGAUCAUUGGCGGACACUACGCCGACUUAGCGUUGUUGAAAUAUUCUCUUCAAAGAGCCUCCAGAAAACUUGUGCCAUCCGUGAGGAGGAAGUUCGUACCCUACUCUGCCGACUGUUUAAGAUCUCAGCUGGUGGCCCUGGCAAGCAAAAGGUGAACUUGAAGUUUCUGUUUUCUCUUCUAACCUGCAAUGUAAUGAUGAGAAUGAGUAUUGGAAAACGUUGUGUGGAAAUGGAGGCUGAAGAUUCAGAGUUGGAGAAGCAAUUAUUUGAAGAAUUCAAGGAGACGUUCUUUCCAAGCCUCUCCUUGAAUAUCUGUGAUUUUAUCCCAGUCUUGAGGGUGAUUGGUUUCAAAGGGAUAGAGAAGAGCAUGAUAAAGAUGAAUAACAUGAGGGAUGAGUUUUUGCAAAAAUUGUUAGAUGAAAUUAAAUUGAAGAGAAUGGAUUCAAAAGAGAAAAGGUCGGUGGCUGAAACUCUGCUCUCCAUGCAAGAAAUAGAACCUGAAUUUUACAGUGACAAAGUUAUCAAAAGUAUUAUAGUGAUGAUGUUGAUCGCCGGAGCAGAAACAUCAGCAAUCACUUUGGAAUGGGCAAUGUCACUCCUAUUGAAUAAUCCAGAAGCAUUACAGAAAUUGAAAGCUGAGAUUGAUCACCAUGUUGGACAUGGGCAUUUGCUGAAUGAUUUGGAUAUUGUCAAGCUUCCCUACCUCAGGUGUGUCAUAAAUGAGACACUUAGAUUAUAUCCUCCAGGACCCCUUCUGCUACCUCAUCUCUCAUCUGAAAAUUGCACAGUCGGAGGAUUUGAGAUACCAAAGGGGACAACUCUGUUGGUGAAUGUCUGGGCCAUGCAUAGAGAUCCCAAAAACUGGGAAGAUCCCAAUGAGUUCAGGCCAGAAAGAUUUGAAGGCGAUUUAGGGGAACAACAUGGCUACAAGUUUAUUCCUUUUGGUGUUGGGAGGAGAGCAUGUCUAUAG
Molecule: messenger RNA, 1320 nt
Organism: Manihot esculenta (cassava)
Lineage: Eukaryota; Viridiplantae; Streptophyta; Magnoliopsida; Malpighiales; Euphorbiaceae
Product: cytochrome P450 81C13-like
Exons: 2
Coding region: 1-1320 (439 amino acids)
Molecular function (GO): heme binding; oxidoreductase activity, acting on paired donors, with incorporation or reduction of molecular oxygen; iron ion binding
Source: RefSeq, a predicted model, not a curated record